Molecule: messenger RNA, 1587 nt
Organism: Triticum turgidum subsp. durum (durum wheat)
Lineage: Eukaryota; Viridiplantae; Streptophyta; Magnoliopsida; Poales; Poaceae
Source: the annotation of a GenBank genome assembly
AUGAAGUACGAGGAGCUGUUCCCCGUGGAGACGAGGAAGUUCGGGUACGACCCGUCCAACGCCGCCCGCACCUCCCGCGACCGCACCGUCGAGCAGGCCCUCGACGACCGCGUGAGGAAGAAGGCCGACCGCUACUGCAACUGUAUCCUUUAUUUCUCUACUAUUUUUGGUUUCAUAUUCUCUGUCCCCAAGUUGUUGCUCGCUAAGGAGAAUGUAUGUUCCUUACCUUCUGCUAGCAACAGUCUGACAAACUUGAUCAACAUCAGACGGCGUAGUAACAUCAGCUGUGCCUUUUGGGCAUGCGUGCUAGCAAUAAGGUCCGGAAAAAAAUUGAUUGUUGAUCCUGUUCCUACCAUUUCCAGGUCGCAGAUCUCCAAAUUGCAUGUUUUUUCAAAUGUUAGAGCAUGUCCAGAUGCUCCUUCCCUUGGAGUUGGAUUGUCAACAGCCAAAGCAUAUUUCAUGGACGAACAUGCACCUGAGAUUCCAGUUAGUUAUAGCAGUUCCUCCACUUCACCAGCCAGCAGCGUCUGGGAGAGUCACGAGAUCAUACAGAAGCAUGCACCCUUCCCCUUAUGGAGCCCCCACACUGGCACACUCCUUGCCUCUGCGGCCACUGACCCGGCAACCUUCUGCGAGGACCCCUCUUCACCAGCCCGCACACACCUUCCAAGCAGGCAUCUAUGGAACCAGACUGACCUUAGCAUGGGAGCUCAUGGGAGCAGCAACGAGCUUGGCGGGAGCAGUGGCCACGGAAAGGACUUCCUUUCCUUGCUCGAAGCGAGGACGGUGAUGCCAGAAAUGCUCGAUGAUUUCUCCUCGGCGGCAUGCGACUACCUCAAAGGGAUGGACGGCAGCGACUACAACAGCAUCUCCGGAUCAGCUUCCUAUGGUUUUGACAGUGGCGGUCCGUACGCUGGCCCCAGUGCUCUGCCCAAAACGCUUCCUACUAGUGUUGCAAUUCAUGGAAGCCCUCUGGGUUAUUCUGGCUUUGGGAGUGAAAGGGUUUUUCAGGAGGGCCGAGUAAUGCAGGUUUCAUUUGGUGCUAGGAUUUCACCAGAUGCAAUCUAUGCUAGUGGUUACAGAUCAAAAACAGAAUUGUCAGAUACCAAUCAGCAUGAGCAACGUACUGUUUCGGCAAGGACUGGUACAGGUCAAAGUGGUGCUGCAGGUGAUCCUAAGAAGAGAAAAUCAGAGGAAAAGUUGGCAGGCAACGGAAAGAGGUCGAAGAAAGAUACUUCAAGUAGAUCACCUCCCAAGGCAGAAGUGCCUGAUAUGAAGUUGGGAGAGAGAGACAAGAUCAUAGCAUUGCAGCAGAUCAUCUCACCGUAUGGGAAGACAGAUAGAGCAUCAGUGUUGUAUGAAACCAUCAAGCACAUCGAAUAUCUACAUGAGCAGAUACAGCUAUUGAGUGAACCCUACAUGAAGAAUAGCACAAACGAGGUGCCCUUUCAAUGGGGAGGUAAAGAGGAGGAUUUGAGAGGCAGAGGGCUUUGUCUGGUCCCUGUUUCGUGCACCCCGCAAGUUCUCCAGGAUAAUAGCCUGCCGGACUGCUGGACGCCGGUGUACAAGAGCUCCCGGUACCAAUGA